CAAGGCAAAAAGCGCAAGAAACAAAUCACGCCCGAGAUCCGCAGCGGCGGGAGUCGGCGCUUAUCCGCGACUGUCGAUAACAUCAUUCUCGCAGACGCUCGCGUGAUCCGACAGCCCCCGCCGUGUCACCAACCCAGCAUCCCCCUUUUCUCGCCUGCACAAUGGCUUGUUUCUUCGAUUCAUUUCAUUCGGAACUGCUGCUGGGCCCUCGCGAUCGGCCUGCCACCAGAAAAUGUCAUGGGCGAGUUAAAGCAAUCCGCCAGCUGUCUGAUAUGCCGCCGCCGCAAGAUCAAAUGUGAUCGCACUCCGGGGUCUUGCAACAAAUGUCGCGCCUUUGGAGAGCAAUGCAUGUAUGCAUCGGAAGCCGCCACGGAUGUCGGUGCUGCAACCUCAGCCAACAACACCAACAGCAAUAGCAACAACAACAGCAGCAGCAGCGAUGGUGUCUGCCCCAGCGACUCCAUCACGCAGGCUGGACUCAAGCGUCGCCGCGUGCUGCGGUCUUGUCUCGAGUGUAAGCGGACAAAGGCCAAGUGCUCCGGCGGCCCUGUGUGCAGCAGAUGCGCAAAGAAGGGCAUGAGUUGCCUUUUUUACGACCAGCCCGAGCAGGACAUGCGAGAGGAGCCUGUUGUCCAUAGGUCCUCUCGGUCCAUGCCGACAUGGCUUGCAACCAAGAACUUGCCGUCUAUCGACCAUAUCCGCGAGCUCAUUGACAUUUACUUUGCCCAGAUCCACACCGUCCGCUGCAUGGGGUUCCUGCACAUUCCGAGCUUCAUGGAACGGUUCAAUGACCCCCGGAAUGUAUACUCCGAGGUGUCCGGGCUCAUCUACAUUAUGUGUGCCCUCGCUGCCCCCUUCUACUAUGCGAAACUUGUCGGCGCGGCCGAGGAAGACUUGGGCGCCGGCGUCCGCUUCUACGAUGCCGGCAAAGGCUGGGCCGAGUCUGCCAUGCAGUGCGUGUUUUCCAACUAUGGCAACCCGUCAAUGGAAUGUCUCAUGACGGAGAUACUGCUACAUGAACACUAUCUUCGAAGCGGCGAUUAUACCAAGGGAUUUCUGAUCUCUGGAUCUAUCGCCAGACGAGUGCAACUGCUGCACCUCAACAUGGAGAAUGACUAUGACCUUUUUUGUCAAAAGGGCCAAACUCCUUGGUCUUUUAAAGAAAGCCGGAGACGUCUCCUAUGGGCUUGCUACCUCCUAGACGCAUCUAUCGAAUGUGGUAUUGACCAGCUUCGCUUCACGUCUUCCGAUGACGCCCAAAUCCAGUUGCCGUGCACCGACGAUCUCUUCAUCCGGAACACCCCUUGUGUUACAGAGAUGUUAAAACGGGGCAAGAUUCUGCCUUUUGUCGAUGCUUCUUUAGCCACUCGCACCGCUGACAAUGUCGACAUGCGUGGGUACUAUAUUCGUGCAAUUGUCAUCCGCUCCAAGAUACUGCGAUAUGUCAAGAACAUGGACGGCGAAAUUCCAUGGCAAGCCAAUGUCAACUCACAAUUCUACCAACUGGACGGUGAAUUAAAGGACUUGGAGAGCUCGAUAACAGAGAGCCUCAAAAUGUCGCCCGAAAAUGUCUACAUCUACAAAGCUUCCGGUCGCUUGAAUCUCUUCUUCGGCCUGCAUAUUCUUAUUCAUCAAACAUUCAACGAUUUAUAUCGCAUUGGAGUCCCUAAACUCGUUUUACAAAAUUCUGCGACAAAAUGGGUCCGAGAUAAUGCCCCCAGCGACUUCACUGCUCUUUGCUAUCGCACAUGUGUUAGCAAGGCUGUCCAAAUUGGCAACCUUCUUCGGGAUCUCUGGAACUGUCACAAGCCCAGUCUCGUCGACCUUCCGUACGCAGUACACACGCAAAUUUGCAGCAGCGUAUUAGUCACGAGUCUCACUUCAUGGACCGAAUCCGAACCUAUCCUACCUCAAUUUUCCCACCGCGACUACCAAGACAUUCUUCAAACCAAUACGAGAAUCCUCAGGUACCUUCAACGGUACAUCAAAGCCGAUCUAUACUACGAAUCUGCCAACCAGGCGUUGAGAAGAUUCAACAGUGCUCCCUUGUCAUCACCCCAACCGGGUGGCCAGGGCGGGAACUCCGUUAGUGCUAGUAGCACCGUGAUGGAUCCUGUGGAUAAAAGCACUAGCACUAGUCCUUCCCAGUUUUCAUUAGCGUAUAUUCUAAACCCACUGGGUGCAUACCCAAUGCCCCAAAAGGACAUAUACGGCCGCCACCGGUCAGAGUCGAGUGAAAGCACGGUCGAACCGGGUCUCGCCAAUUCCGCCGGCCGGAGUAGCCCGGAAAUAUACUCUCCAAGCACAGACAGCGUGUCGAGCCACGAAGAGAAUUUUUUCCCCAAUCCAGACUGGGGAACGGAAAUUCCAAUUAUGGAUGGCAUGGGCUACCCGACCUUUUUAGAACAAGCUCCUGUCGGAGCGUAUUGA
Molecule: messenger RNA, 2430 nt
Organism: Talaromyces rugulosus
Lineage: Eukaryota; Fungi; Ascomycota; Eurotiomycetes; Eurotiales; Trichocomaceae
Exons: 2
Biological process (GO): DNA-templated transcription; regulation of DNA-templated transcription
Cellular component (GO): nucleus
Molecular function (GO): DNA-binding transcription factor activity, RNA polymerase II-specific; DNA binding; zinc ion binding
Source: RefSeq, a predicted model, not a curated record